GUAUAUAAACCAUGGUCUGACGUUUUGCAGAGUUGGGCAACCCCUACAUUGGCUUUGGUGAACAGGAUCUGAUCCCAAGGACUGUUACUUUGUUCCCUCAUACAGAUCAAAAAAGGUGCAAUCAUGACUAAGAAUUGCAACAAUGACUACAAGAUGAAAUUCCCUAUGGAGGAGGAGUACCCUGACCUCUCCCUGCACAACAACCACAUGUCCAAGAUACUCAACAAGGAUAUCUACAACAAGCUGAGGUCAAAGUCAACCCCAAGUGGCUUCACUCUGGAUGACUGCAUCCAGACUGGUGUGGACAACCCUGGCCACCCCUUCAUCAUGACCGUUGGCUGUGUUGCUGGUGAUGAGGAGUCCUAUGAGGUCUUCAAGGAUCUCUUUGACCCAAUCAUCUCCGACCGUCAUGGCGGCUACAAGCCCACAGACAAACACAAGACUGAUCUGAACUGGGAGAACCUGAAGGGUGGUGACGACCUUGACUCCAACUACGUCUUGAGCAGCCGUGUACGUACCGGCAGAAGCAUCAAGGGAUACACCCUGCCCCCACACAACAGCCGUGGUGAGCGCAGAGCUGUUGAGACGCUGUCCAUCGAGGCUCUGACCAGCCUGGAUGGUGAGUUCAAGGGCAAGUACUACCCCCUGAAGGACAUGACCGAUAAAGAGCAAGAACAGCUGAUUGCUGAUCACUUCCUUUUCGACAAGCCCAUCUCCCCACUGCUGCUGGCUGCCGGUAUGGCCCGCGACUGGCCAGACGCAAGAGGCAUCUGGCACAAUGACAACAAGACCUUCCUGGUCUGGGUGAACGAGGAGGACCACCUGCGUGUCAUUUCCAUGCAGAAGGGUGGCAACAUGAAGGAGGUCUUCAAGAGGUUCUGCACAGGUCUGCAGAAGAUCGAGACGAUCUUCAAGAAGCACAACCACGGAUUUAUGUGGAAUGAGCAUCUUGGCUUCGUCCUGACCUGCCCCUCUAACCUGGGCACUGGUCUCCGUGGUGGUGUGCACGUCAAGCUGCCCAAGCUCAGCACACACGCCAAAUUCGAGGAGAUCCUGACCAGGCUCCGCCUGCAGAAACGUGGAACAGGUGGUGUGGACACUGCCUCUGUCGGCGGUGUGUUCGACAUCUCCAACGCUGACCGUCUGGGUUCAUCUGAAGUUGAGCAGGCGCAGCUCGUGGUUGACGGUGUGAAGCUCAUGGUCGAGAUGGAGAAGAAGCUGGAGAAGGGCGAGUCCAUCGACGGCAUGAUCCCCGCCCAGAAGUAAAGUGGAAGCAGUGUUUUUUGUAUUUGUUCCCUUUGCCAUCAAAGGAGCAAUCAAGCAGGAGAAAUGAUCUUGCUUGAUGUUUUUUAAGAGACACUUGAUCCUGCUCCCUCUUUCAUACUUCAAAUUCUCUCUUUCUUUCUCUUUUUACGGUUGCCAUCUUUCCCAUUUCGCUGUAACAUCCUGGGAUCAAAUUGCCGCAUAGCCUGGGGAAACUCUGACUAUGCCGUCUUCACCUUUGUUUUGGUUGUACAAAGUAAUAAAAAAGCCCAAUGUAACAAUCAA
Molecule: messenger RNA, 1548 nt
Organism: Trichomycterus rosablanca
Lineage: Eukaryota; Metazoa; Chordata; Actinopteri; Siluriformes; Trichomycteridae
Gene: ckmb
Product: creatine kinase, muscle b
Exons: 7
Coding region: 124-1266 (380 amino acids)
Biological process (GO): phosphocreatine biosynthetic process
Molecular function (GO): creatine kinase activity
Source: RefSeq, a predicted model, not a curated record